This is a messenger RNA of Anisakis simplex (herring worm), 756 nucleotides long. NCBI's taxonomy places the organism in Eukaryota, Metazoa, Nematoda, Chromadorea, Rhabditida, Anisakidae. The record is from the annotation of a GenBank genome assembly.
AAAACCUCACCGAAUAGAAACGAUUCGGGUUUGUUGAGUUGGUUCGGAUUGGGAGGAUCAAGUUAUGAUAGCAGAGAAGUAAAGCCAACACCUGAUCAGCAGCAGCUCAUCAAGAUAGCACAAAAUGUGAUACUGGAAUGCCAUCCAGAACAGCUGAUCGUCGAUGGAAAAUACCUGACGUCGUCAGCUCUUACCGAAUUAGUCAACGCUAUCGUACAAGCUUCAUCAGCUAUUGUUUCGCAGUCCGAGGGAAUGGCACCUUCACAACAAACGAAAAAGCUUAACGAGCAGGAUGAAGAUGCAUUGGUAUUGUAUCUGGAACUGAUGGUGAGUAUAACGUUGGAAAACAAGGAUCGAUUGUCACAAAUAUGGCCAUCAGUUCAGCAUCACUUACAGUGGAUCAUGUCAACGUUCGGACGGAAUCCAGUUCUGGUCGAAAGGGCUGUUGUAGGAUUGUUGAGAUUAGCAAAUCGCAAUCUUUUCAGACUGAAGGAUGAUAUUGCUGAAGAAAUUCUGCAUUCGUUGGCUAUGUUAUUGAAACUGCGACCACCAGCAAUGUUCAUGUUCUCACGUCAAAUUGCGUUCGGCCUUCAUGAGCUGUUACGUGCGAAUGCGGCGAAUGUGCAUCGCAAAGAGCAUUGGGCCGUUCUGUUCGCUCUGUUGGAGGCAGCUGGUGCGGGCGCAUACGCAGAUGAUAUUCAACAGCAACAGCGAGAGACGGUUGGUUCAUACUUUCGGUUCAAAGAAAUUGGAUAG